Messenger RNA from Fusarium mangiferae, 1779 nucleotides. RefSeq lists its product as uncharacterized. Gene Ontology annotation, molecular function: DNA-binding transcription factor activity, RNA polymerase II-specific; zinc ion binding. Gene Ontology annotation, biological process: regulation of DNA-templated transcription. The record is from RefSeq and is a predicted model, not a curated record. The transcript is spliced from 4 exons. Bases 1 to 1779 code for a protein of 592 amino acids. Lineage: Eukaryota; Fungi; Ascomycota; Sordariomycetes; Hypocreales; Nectriaceae.
AUGGUCUACUGUGGCAAGCCCUCUAGGGGUUGCCAGAUGUGCAGAGCCCGAAGAAUCAAGUGCGAUGAAACGAAACCAACCUGUAAUCAAUGUGCCAAAUCCAGGCGACAAUGCCCUGGCUACAAAGAUGAAUUCGAUCUCGUCUUCCGCAACGAGACGCAGGCAACUGAACGAAGAGCUCGCAAGGCCAGCAAGAAAGCCACGGCGCUGAAGCAGGGUAAACCUUCAAAGGCCGUAGCUAUUCACAAACCAACACCCGAUCAGUCUAUUAUAUCGACUCUCCAACUUCCGGUGGACCAGCAGGCAACAUGCCACUUUCUAUCGAACUUCGUUCUGCUACCUUCUCAUGAUAACACGCGUGGAUGGAUGGAAUUCGUUGUGCCUCUCCUUAAAAGCGAGAAGCAAGCGUCCCAUUUCAAGCUAGCGUUUGAUGCAUGUGCCAUGGCAUCUCUGGGGAACCGUGUCGGUUCAGGUUGCAAUUUUGAGAACAAGGCUUUAGGAUGUUAUACGAAAGCACUUUCCGCCACAUUCAGCGCCCUAAAGGAUCCCGUUCUAUCCAAGGAGGACUCAACUUUAGCAGCUGUGCUGCUUUUGGGACUUUUUGAGAACAUUACCGCAAAGCAAUUGGGAAUGCUCGCUUGGGGCUCUCAUAUUGAAGGAGCUAUUCAACUAGUUAAGUCGAGGGAUAGGAAGCAGAUGCGAACGAAAACAGGCCUGGCUCUUUUCGUAGCCACAAGAACGCAAAUGAUCAUUCACACCUUGACCACAGGCACACCCCCGGCCAUGGGAGUUGAAUGGUGGAUCACGGACAGCUACAAGAAUCGGUACGGAGCCGAGUGUCAGCGACUUAACAUCCGUACAGCAGAGCUCAGGGCUGAGUCCAACCGCCUGAUGGCGUCCCUGGCCCGUAGCCCCGAGAACAUUGAGCUGCUUCUGGAUAUUAUUCGCCGAUGUCAGACUCUCGAUCAGCAACAUGUGGCCUGGGCAAACCAGUUGCCCGAAUACUUCCAUUACAAAGCUGUGGCUUGGGAAGACAAUGUUCCCAGUGGGAACUACGGCGUGGCUGAGGUUUUCCCAGGACGAAUAGACGCAUAUCAGGAUCUCUGGGUUGUCAGCGUAUGGAACUUGAUGCGUUGCUCUCGUAUCAUCCUCGCGUCACUGAUUGUUCGCUGUGCUGCAUGGGUUUGCGCCCCGGUUGACUACCGAACAACCCCCGAAUACGCAACAGCCGCGAGAACGUGUGUUGAUACCAUCACGGACAUCAUUUCCUCGGUGCCCUACCAGCUGGGCUGGUUUUCUAGUCGCAGGGAGCUUCUUGAGCGUGCUAACCUCUCCGCGUUUGGCUGUGGGGAGGAAGAUGCCCUAAAAGGUCUGCCAGGAUACUUCUUGACUUGGCCCCUGACUUGUGUCCAGGGUCAGGAUUAUACAACUGAUGCACAAAGAGCAUGGGUCAAAGGUCGACUUGAGUUUAUUGGCAAUCAUCUUGGUGUUAGGUACGCCAAUGUGCUUAAACAACUCAAUGUUCGUGUUCCCUCAAUGCUCAUCCGAAGGGAUGGCUUGAUGGCUAGCCCAUACCCUGCCUCCUACAACUUUGAAAAGCUCUUGUCGUCCAAGACGGCACCAGCUAUGGCAGGAUAUUCUCUGAACCCAAUACAACAGCAUGAAGCUAUGCAGAAGGAGAGAGCUGAGAAACAGAAAACGGAGCUACUGAGUAAAGCCAGGGGGUCCUUACCAAAUAACGAGAGGGUAGCCGACGGCCUGUUGCAAUUUCAGAAUUAA